Thlaspi arvense is the source of this 1125-nucleotide messenger RNA. Lineage: Eukaryota; Viridiplantae; Streptophyta; Magnoliopsida; Brassicales; Brassicaceae. The record is from the annotation of a GenBank genome assembly.
AUGGGUUUGCCUUCAUUUCUGAAGUUAAAACUUCAUUUGUUUCUAGUCUGUUUGCUUAAUGUUCUCACCAUUAGCUCAACGGAGCUAACAAAAGAAGAGGCCGUGCUUUUUGGCGGGAAUUUUCCAGCUUUGUAUGUUAUUGGAGAUUCAUUGGUUGAUCCAGGAAACAAUAAUUAUCUUCUGACUGUAGUCAGAGCUAAUUUUCCACCUUAUGGUUCUAACUUCGAAGGAGGCAAAGCCACAGGCCGUUUCAGCGAUGGCAAAACAAUUGCUGAUUAUAUUGCUAUGUAUUAUGGGCUUCCUCUGGCUCCUGCUUACAUGGGAUUAACUAGAAGACAAAAGAACAAUAUCUCAACUGGUAUUAACUAUGCUUCUGCUAGCUGUGGGAUUUUUCCUGAGUCAGGAAAGAAAUUGGGAAUAUGUCUCUCCAUGAGUGUCCAAGUCGAUCUAUUCAAUAGAACUAUCGAUAAGAAUCUGAAGAAAAACUUCAAGACGCAGUCAGAGCUUAGUAGUCACUUGGCUAAAUCGUUGUUUUUGACCGUGAUUGGGGUUAACGAUUACGCUUUCUCAUAUAACAAGACUACACAGGAUGCGAAUGAGUUCGCAAACAGGCUUCUUCAUGAGUAUUUGAUACAAAUCGAGAGAUUGCAUAAGUUAGGGGCACGUAAGUUUUUCGUCAACAACAUUAAACCUUUAGGUUGUUACCCUAAUAUCAUUGUUAAAACGGUACCACGUGGAAGCUGCGACCACGAACUAAACCUUGCGAUCACAAUUUUCAAUGACAAGCUUAGAGCAAGCCUGUCUGAAAUGCAUCACAGACUCUUCAACACUUCCUUUUUAUACUCCGACUACUUCAACUUCAUGUUGGAGCUACGUGGACCUUCGAGCAAUCGAGCUAGUUCGAAUCUAUUGAACACGACAAGCCCAUGUUGUCCUGAGGCUUAUGAUGGAGGUUUAACCACGGCUACUUGUUUGCCGGUUUCGAGCGUGUGUAAGGAACCGGACAGGUAUAUUUUCUUCGAUCCGCGCCAUCCAACUCAAAUAGCAAAUUUCAUGUAUGCGAUUCGCUGUUUCCAGGAGAGAAAAAUUUGUCAUGUUGUUAAAAAUUCGACUCGAUUAGUAUAG